This is a messenger RNA of Drosophila kikkawai, 1833 nucleotides long. The record is from RefSeq and is a predicted model, not a curated record. NCBI's taxonomy places the organism in Eukaryota, Metazoa, Arthropoda, Insecta, Diptera, Drosophilidae.
AUGGAGUGGCGCUACGUCCCUACGAACUGCAAUCCCGCAGAUAUCCUGUCAAGAGGUGCUCUUCCCAGUGAACUGGUAGCGUCUAACCUAUGGGCUCAUGGACCUGACUAUCUCCGAAAGGAAAAAUCUCAAUGGCCAGAGUCCUGCCUUGCAGUGAAGACUCUUCCUGACCUUAAAAAGAUUGCUUUGGUUGGCAUCUCGACAGCUGCUGAUGUAUCCUUGUACUGCAAAUUCUUCAACUCGUGGGAAAAUUUAAAGCAUGUCUUCGGCUACAUAUACAAAUUUCGCCAUCGCAUCAGGCAGCCAGGUCUCACUUCGGAGCAUGUUCGCUGUGGCACCCAAAUGCUCAUCCGCUCCAUCCAGAUGGUUCAUCUUAAUGACGAAUAUCAUUGCCUGCUUCGAGGACGGCCAAUAAGGGCCUCCAGCUCCAUCGCAUCGCUCUCGCCCAUUAUCGACGAACUUGGGCUUUUACGUGUUGGCGGCCGACUCAAAAACUCUGCUCUGGACUAUGAGGCACGCCAUCCACUGAUAUUACCUCGUCAGCAUCCUGUAACUCGCGCAAUAAUCCUGCAUUUUCAUCGGCGCAACCUACACUCUGGACCACGCUCCCUGCUCGCUUCAAUCCGGCAGCAGUUUUGGCCAAUUGGUGGCCGCAAGACGGUUGCGAGUGCUGUGAGCAAAUGCAUAAUUUGUUUUCGGGCCAAGCCACAUGUUGCUGGCCACAUUAUGGCUGAUCUUCCGGAGGACCGCGUCAGCGCAUCUUACGCCUUCCAGGUGACUGGACUGGAUUUUUGCGGCCCUUUCUACCACAAGUCGGAAGUUCGGAAUAAGGCACCCAUCAAAUGCUACGUCUGCAUUUUUAUCUGCUUUUCCACAAAGGCUGUGCACCUCGAGCUGGUCCAGGAUCUCUUCACUUCAGCGAUUCUUAGCGCAUUGAGGCGCUUUAUACUGAUUCGUGGCAAGCCUGCUCGCAUAUGGUCGGACAAUGCGACUAAUUUUGUUGGCGCUAAGAACGAGUUGGCUGAGCUAAAGCGAUUGUUCCUGAAUGCCAGCCAACAAACCGCAAUAGAUGAAUUCUGCUUGACUGACAGCAUCGAAUGGCAAUUUAUUCCUCCUCGCUCUCCCCACUUUGGAGGUCUAUGGGAGGCGGCUGUGAAGACUGCGAAGUACCACUUCUACCGAUUUGUUGGACCUGCAGUACUGCCCGCUGAUGACCUGCGCACUCUCGUUUGCCACAUCGCGGCAAUCAUUAAUUCUCGUCCUUUAGUCUCACUUUCAGAACACCCUGGCGAUCUUGAUGUGUUGACACCGGCGCAUUUCUUGGGUACUGCUCCUCUGGCUUUGUUUCCUGAGCCUGACUACACUAACUUGAACCUCAAUCGGUUGGAUCGCUGGCAGAAAAUUUCGUUCUACCAGCAACUGUUCUGGUCCCGCUGGAAAAAGGAGUACCUGACGCUCCUUCAACAGCGCUCCAAGUGGCGCACACAGAAGACGGAUAUUCAACUCGGUGAUGUCGUUCUGGUUAAGGACGAAAACCUGCCCUCCCUCAAGUGGCCACUAGCUCGAGUGGUCAACCUCGUCGCUGGAUCCGACAAUUUGGCUCGAGUCGCUGUGCUGAAGACCGCCACUGGCCUCAUCAAUCGCGCACCGAGGGAGUGCUCCACUGAUGAACCAGGGGAGGAGGAGCAAGGAAUUCAGGACGAAGAGGCGGAAGGGGCAGCAGUGGAGAAGCGAGUGAAGCCGAAUCGGACGGAACUGGCUCGUGGCAUGGCAACUGUGGAGGAGCUGCAUCGUGAAAUCGAGAAGGCAAGAAAGGUUCUCGAGAAUCUUUAA